Dioscorea cayenensis subsp. rotundata (Guinea yam) is the source of this 606-nucleotide messenger RNA. Its product is annotated as guanine nucleotide-binding protein subunit gamma 1-like. The record is from RefSeq and is a predicted model, not a curated record. Bases 104 to 364 code for a protein of 86 amino acids. Gene Ontology annotation, biological process: G protein-coupled receptor signaling pathway. The transcript has 4 exons. Lineage: Eukaryota; Viridiplantae; Streptophyta; Magnoliopsida; Dioscoreales; Dioscoreaceae.
CCAAAAGGAAGAGAGCUCCUCCAUUUUGGCUUCAAUGGAGGCUUGCAGUCUUGGCCUUCGGUUUUGAAUCGAAGGGAGUCUGAGAUCCAGAAGGAAACCAGCGAUGCAAGCUGAUACUAGAGGGAGGCAUUGGAUCUCCGCCGAAUUGAAGCGGCUUGAGCUGGAAGCUCGAUUCCUCGAGGAAGAACUGGAUUUGAUUACGAAAACAGAGAAAGUUUCAGCAUCAUGUGAAGAAUUUUUAUCUAAAGUAGAGAACAAGCCUGACCCACUGCUUCCAGUAACAAGUGGACCUGUAAAUCCAAAUUGGGAUCGGUGGUUCGAGGGACCUCAAGAUUUGAAAGGUUGCAGAUGUUGGAUUCUUUGAUGUUGAUCAUCAUCAAGAAAUUCCGGCAAACAUAUAUCUUUGAGUGUAUUAUAUCAACAGGAUUUUGAAAGAAAAGAAAGAAUUAUAAUGAGAGAAGAGAUGCUUAAUUAUUGUUUUCUUGUGAAACUUUUUGUUGAUCUUAUUUCAUUCAUUAGCCUCAUUCUUUUUUUCCCUUAAGACAUAUCAAUGUAUAAACACUGAUUAAGUUCUGUUCAGUUGCAAUUACACUGAAUUUUUUUUUA